This is a messenger RNA of Protopterus annectens (West African lungfish), 2163 nucleotides long. It is a transcript of the gene ADA2, whose product is annotated as adenosine deaminase 2. The transcript has 14 exons. Gene Ontology annotation, biological process: adenosine catabolic process; inosine biosynthetic process. The coding region runs from base 528 to 2054 and encodes 508 amino acids. The record is from RefSeq and is a predicted model, not a curated record. Gene Ontology annotation, molecular function: adenosine deaminase activity. NCBI's taxonomy places the organism in Eukaryota, Metazoa, Chordata, Ceratodontiformes, Protopteridae.
UUGCCGAACAUCGGCUGUGUGUUUUGUACUAGACACAGGGAAUAAGAAGAGGUAGACACAAAGAGAAAGUGAGACAGUGUGAGCAAAACACCUGCUGCCUGGAUUUGGUCCUAUCAACACUGACACAGUGAGUUGUUCCAAUGUACUCAUAUUAUUGUUUGUAAAAAAUCAUGCCUGAGUGCUCACUGACUCCUAUUCAGUGAUGUAAUGCAUCAUGUUAUUCCACAUUGAAGAACACAGAUAACAAUAAUAUGUGCCAGUCAAAAUAUGAACCGCACUGACUGUGCACUGUGCAGAAUUUGAAGAGGACGAAAACAGAUGAUGUGUUAUUGUGUUGAUAGAAAAAUUCUGUUUAGUACUGCUACUCACUGAGGAGAAAGGUGAAGAGGUGAAGCCCAUUGAGUGGAAAGCACUUUGACUGGUUGCCUUUUUCUUUCCAGGCUGACAGAUGGACUGAAUAGUAAGCUGUCAUUGAACUUUACUUCAAAGUCGCCUGCUUUGUUUGCUCACAGAGGUACCUAUUAAAAAUGGAUAUCUGCUGGAAGCUCCUUGCAACUACAUUUUUUCUGUCUGUUUUGUCUGUUGCCUAUUCAAUUCCACUACGGACAGAUCGAAAUGAUGUACUUAAAAAGGAAGAUACAACGUAUUUGGGGGGGAAUCUCAUACUCAGAGAGAAAGAAGAAAUGGUAAACAAGGUGUUGAUGGACCUCAAACAUAAGGAAAUAUCCAGUGCUAGGACAUCAGGUCGAUUUGCACCCAUGGAGCAUUUCUUCAGGGCAAAACCCUUGAUUGACCAAAGUAAAGUAUUUGAUAUUUUAAGAAAAAUGCCUAAAGGCGCUGCACUACAUCUGCAUGACUAUGCGAUUGUAAGUGUGGAAUGGCUGGUGAAGAAUGCCACUUACCUUCCUUACUGCUAUAUCUGCUUCACCCCCACCAACAGGGUCAGGUUCCAUUUUGCCAAAACACAGCCUGCACCGCAAGACUCAGACUGCUUUGAGUGGAUCCUGUUAGAUACAUUCAGAAAACAAUUAAGUGAUGUCACUGAAUUUGAUAACAGUUUAAUCAGAAAUCUUACAUUAUUCACGGAAAAUCCAGAAGUGGCAUAUCCAUCCCAGAAAGCCGUUUGGGAAAGAUUUGAAGAUAUAUUUAGUGUAUCCAGUGGCCUAAUUUCUUAUGCUCCUGUAUUCAAAGCUUACUUCUAUGAAGGUCUUAAAGAACUGUAUGAAGAUAAUGUACAGUAUCUGGAAUUAAGAGCUAUGCUGCCUGAGGUUUAUGAGUUAGAUGGCACCACACAUCAUGAAGAAUGGUUAAUGGCUGUAUACCAAGAUGUCUUGCAGCAGUUUGUUGCAGGCCAUCCAGGUUUCCUCGGAGGAAAAAUUAUUUUUACUGGCCACAGAUUCUCAGAUGUUUACAUAAUCAAGGAAACAGUAAAUAUGGCCAUGAAUCUUUCGAGAAAGUUCCCAGAUACAUUUGCAGGAUUUGAUUUGGUUGGAAAUGAAGAUAUGGGUGGAACUCUGCUGGAAUAUAAGGAUGCCUUACUGAUUCCUUCUGAAAUAGGAUUUAAUCUUACAUACUUUUUUCAUGCAGGGGAAACAGACUGGCAAGGUACUCCCAUAGAUGAAAAUAUGAUGGAUGCACUGUUGUUUAAUACAAGCCGACUUGGUCAUGCAUAUGCUUUGGCUCGACAUCCAGUGGUUAAGGAAAUGUCACGAAAGAUGGAUGUUCCUGUUGAAGUCUGCCCAAUUUCAAAUCAGGUCCUCAUGCUGGUUUCAAACUUACAGAAUCACCCAGCUGCAACUCUUAUGGCAGAAGGGUACCCCAUGGUGAUUAGCUCUGAUGAUCCUUCCAUAUUUGGAGCAAAAGGCAUCUCAUAUGACUUUUACGAGGCCUUCAUGGGACUUGGAGGAAUGAGAGCAGACCUUAAGCUGCUAAAACAGCUUUGUAUGAAUUCUAUCAGAUACAGUGCCUUGUCUCAGGAGGAGAAAGAAAAAGCAAUGGAUUCCUGGCAGGAGAAGUGGGAUGAAUUUUUAAGUGAAGUUCUUAACAUUCUUUAAAGCAUAUACCUUUUUAAAAAUGUAAUAAAUCAUCUGCUGUGAUAUUUUUUAAAUGGAACUUCAAACAAUGUUUCUUUUCAAUAAAGCUUUACUAGUUCUUUCCCAUAAA